AUGGCGUUCCGUCAACGCCUCGCAAAACCUUUAUUAUAUACCAUUGGAGCUACAUCAGUAGGUGGUGGCGUUCUCUACUACACAUACCGACCACGAAACAUCCCCGGUUCAGAUUCCGCAGUCGUUCCACCGUUCGGCGCAGAUGGCCAUUUCAUCCCUCCUAGAUUCCCCAAGAUCAAGAGCAGAUUAGAACAAAUUGCAGAUUUGAAGAGAAGUGGAGGAUCUCAAGGUUCCAUAAGUGUGCCGCAGAACGAAGACGAUGUUUAUGAUUUAUUGGUCAUAGGAGCCGGAGCCACAGGUGCAGGCGUCGCACUCGAUGCGGCAACUCGCGGAUUGAAAGUGGCAGUGGUCGAGAGAGAUGAUUUCAGCAGUGGCACAAGUUCCAAGAGUACAAAGUUGGUACAUGGAGGUGUGCGAUAUUUGGAAAAGGCAGUGUGGGAAUUGGAUUAUAAUCAAUAUGCGUUGGUCAAGGAGGCAUUGAGGGAACGAAAAUACUUUUUGGAUACCGCACCACAUUUGUCGAGUUGGUUACCGAUUAUGUUGCCUUUGGAUAAAUGGUGGAAAGCACCUUAUUAUUGGGCAGGUACAAAGGCGUAUGAUUUCUUGGCUGGAAGUGAGGGUAUCGAAACGAGUUACUUUUUGACGAGGAGUAAGGCUCUCGAUGCCUUCCCCAUGUUGAAGAAGGAUAAUUUGGUCGGAGCUCUGGUUUAUUACGAUGGUGCUCAUAACGAUUCGAGAAUGAAUGUCUCGUUGGCUAUGACUGCUGCGUUAUAUGGAGGUACCGUGGUAAAUCAUCUUGAAGUCACCGGAUUAGAAAAGGACGCCAAUGGAAAACUUUGCGGUGCAACCGUCAGAGAUUUAAUAGAUGAGAAGGACGGAAAAACAUCAAAAGAGUUCAAAAUCAGAGCAAAGGGUGUUAUCAACGCAACAGGUCCUUUCUGCGAUUCAAUCAGAAAGAUGGAUGAUGAAGCGGUUAAGGAAAUUGUAGCACCAAGUUCGGGUGUUCACGUUAUUCUACCCGGUUAUUACAGUCCUCAAAAGAUGGGUCUUAUUGAUCCUAAUACUUCAGAUGGCAGAGUUAUUUUCUUCCUUCCAUGGCAAGGAAACACAAUCGCUGGUACAACAGAUUCUCCUACAAAAAUCUCGUAUAACCCAGUUGCAUCAGAAGAGGAAAUCGAUUGGAUUCUUUCGGAAAUUCGAAGAUACCUUGCACCAGAUAUCAAUGUUAGAAGAGGUGAUGUUCUAGCUGCUUGGUCAGGUAUUCGUCCUUUGGUAAAGGAUCCAAAUGCGAAAAACACGGAAUCCCUUGUUAGAAACCAUCUCAUCAAUAUCUCACCGUCAGGUCUCUUGACUUGUGCAGGUGGUAAAUGGACAACUUAUCGUCAAAUGGCAGAAGAAUGUGUUGAUGAAGCCAUUUCGGAAUUCGGACUUAAGACGAAGCCAGUAAGAGAUGCACCAGAUGUUUCCGGAACUCAACUUCACGAUGAUGGUGCUCAUCUCAAUGGUACUUGUCAAACUCAUCAAGUUAAAUUGGUUGGUGCACAUGGAUUUUCGAAAACUCUCUUCAUCAACCUUAUUCAACAUUUCGGAUUAGAAACAGAUGUUGCCAAGCAUUUGACUGAGAAUUACGGUGAUAGAGCUUGGACUGUCGCAUCACUUUCUUCACCUACCGAACAACGUUUCCCAGUUAGAGGUGAAAAGAUUUCCCCACUUUAUCCAUUUGUGGAUGGCGAGGUUAGAUAUGCUGUUAGACAUGAAUAUGCUCAAACAGCAGUUGAUGUACUUGCAAGAAGAACUAGAUUGGCAUUCUUGAAUGCACAGGCUGCUUUGGAGGCGGCACCAAAGGUUAUUGAUAUUAUGGCUGGAGAACUUGGAUGGAGUAAUAAGAGAAAGGAGGUUGAGUGGACUGAUACUGUCAAAUUCCUCGAAUCAAUGGGUCUUCCUAAAUCUAAACUCACAGCCACGAGAAAACAGGUUGAAUCGGGGAAGUUGGAAUUCAAGGAUUCGGUGGAAUAUAAGAUGUAUAGUAGACAUGAUCAACCAGGGGAUGAGCUGGAAACCGAUCUCAAAUUUGGAGGAAAGGGAGGUUUGAAGAGUGGUGCUGCGGCGGAGAAGUGA
Botrytis byssoidea is the source of this 2118-nucleotide messenger RNA. RefSeq lists its product as uncharacterized. The transcript is spliced from 2 exons. Gene Ontology annotation, biological process: glycerol-3-phosphate metabolic process. Gene Ontology annotation, cellular component: glycerol-3-phosphate dehydrogenase (FAD) complex; mitochondrion. Lineage: Eukaryota; Fungi; Ascomycota; Leotiomycetes; Helotiales; Sclerotiniaceae. The record is from RefSeq and is a predicted model, not a curated record. Gene Ontology annotation, molecular function: glycerol-3-phosphate dehydrogenase (quinone) activity. The coding region runs from base 1 to 2118 and encodes 705 amino acids.